Rhodofomes roseus is the source of this 954-nucleotide messenger RNA. Its product is annotated as ribonuclease H2 subunit A. The transcript has 6 exons. Gene Ontology annotation, cellular component: ribonuclease H2 complex. The coding region runs from base 1 to 954 and encodes 317 amino acids. Gene Ontology annotation, molecular function: RNA-DNA hybrid ribonuclease activity; RNA binding. The record is from RefSeq and is a predicted model, not a curated record. NCBI's taxonomy places the organism in Eukaryota, Fungi, Basidiomycota, Agaricomycetes, Polyporales, Fomitopsidaceae. Gene Ontology annotation, biological process: mismatch repair; DNA replication, removal of RNA primer.
AUGGCAGGCGACGAAGAACCCGAGUCGAACAGUGUGCCCUCCAUUGUGGACCCCUCCGUACCACUGACAGCUUCGUACACAUACCAUUCGCCCUGUCCUACUACUCCUGGACCCUAUAUUCUGGGAGUCGACGAAGCCGGAAGAGGACCCGUGCUGGGGCCGCUUGUCUAUGGAGUCGCUUACUGCCCUGCCUCGUACCAGGAUGAUCUGGACAAGCUAGGCUUCGCAGAUUCAAAGACAUUGACUGCCGCCACACGCUCAACUCUGCUGGACACGCUAUGUUCUGAUCCUUCAAACUUGGCUUGGUCUGUUCGAGUGCUAUGUCCUCAAGCAAUAUCCUCAGGGAUGCUUCGGAGACCUCCCACAAACCUCAAUCGACAAUCCGAACAAGCUACCGUUCUGCUCAUACGCGAAGUCCUUGACCGUGGCAUGGAACUAUCCGAGGUCUAUGUGGACGCGCUGGGCCCAACGAAGCCGUACGAAGCCUAUCUGUCCUCUCAAUUCCCUGGCAUCAACUUCACCGUCACCGCCAAAGCCGACUCGAAGUUCAAGAUCGUCGGCGCAGCAAGUGUGGCCGCGAAGGUGACACGAGACGCCUGGGUCGAGGGCUGGAUGUUCGAGGAGCACCAGCCCGGCGGUAAGCUAUCCGACGACACUGAAAAUCAGCAAGAGAAGCCAAGAUGGGGGACGCAACUAGGCAGCGGCUACCCUUCAGAUCCGAAGACGCAGGCAUGGGUCAAAAGCUCCCUCGAGCCAACAUUUGGCUUUCCUGCACUGGUCCGUUUCUCCUGGACGACUAUAAAGAUGGUGCUGGAGAAGAGCGCACAUCCUGUGGAAUGGAUCGACGAUGGUCAAGCAUCCUUGACACAAGCUUUCGGGAGUGGCACCGGCUUGGAUAAGAACCGCUGCGCAGUAGCAAAGGACCUCUGCAUACGCAGCGUCUCCGCGCUAUAG